Molecule: messenger RNA, 1148 nt
Organism: Diprion similis
Lineage: Eukaryota; Metazoa; Arthropoda; Insecta; Hymenoptera; Diprionidae
Product: phospholipase A1 2-like
Exons: 7
Coding region: 21-1133 (370 amino acids)
Biological process (GO): lipid metabolic process
Molecular function (GO): lipase activity
Source: RefSeq, a predicted model, not a curated record
UAUUACCACAAACCCCAAGUAUGGCACGAUUCAGAGCUUCAAAAUGUGGCGUUGUAUUCGCAGUCAUUGUUUUCAGCACCAUUGUAAACGGUAUUCUCUGCCAGAGCAAAGUUGAUGAGCUGAUAUCAGAAAUAGUCCCUUCCUGCGUAUUGGGGGCUAACCAAAUUAACUAUAUCAUUUAUAACAGAAACAUUUCAACCGAUGGUGUGGUCGUCGAUUUAAAUUCUAGCAGCAUCCCAGUGGAAAGUGGUCUGCCAGUAGCUUUUCUAGUUCACGGGUUCACGUCCGAAGCAAAUAACUCACGUUACCAAAAUCUGACGCAAGCUUGGCUUAAAAAGUAUGACGUUAACAUCAUUUCUGUUGAUUGGAAAGAAGGAGCAUGCUCCGGAGGGAUUGCGCUUACCCAGUACCUGAGUUACCCCAAAUCUAUCGAGAACGCCCAUGAAGUCGGACGGAACAUCGCGGAAUUCAUCGCUAAACUUAUAAGUGACUAUGGUAUUCCCUUGGAGAACAUGCUCAUGGUUGGGCACAGUCUGGGUGCACACGUGGUUGGGUUUUCAAGCAAGGAGUUGCAGAAGGAAAAUAUUGGGACUAUCCCACAGAUUAUUGCCUUAGACCCAGCGGGACCAGGUUUCUUGACCAGUCCGUGCUCGGACAGAGUUUGCGAGACGGACGCUGAAUUUCUUCAGGUCUUUCACACGUCGGAUCUGGGCAUCAUCUGGCCUUUGGGAGACGUCGAUUUUUACUAUAAUGGCGGGCAUUACCAGCCUGGAUGUUCGCUGACAGAUGUGUCUUGUUCGCAUGGCAAAGCGGUUGACUACUUGACCUAUUCCUUUGAGGAUUCCGAUUGCAAUAUCAUUGGCAAGAAGUGGACCUGGUUCAUCGGUGUUCCUCCCAAGUCUGAGUGUUCCAAUUCCACAUGCUCGAUACCGGGAAUAAAAGCUUAUGAAUACCCAGCCAGAGGAUCGCUUUAUGUUGACACUAAGAAUCUGUCAUUAUCCUGCGGUGAGUAUUCAAAAUGCGUCCGUGUACCUGAUUUGAAAAAAUUGUUUUUUCACAAGAAAGUGGGCUUGCUUAUCGACGAGAUUUUUCGUUACAGAGAAGAACUUCCCAUGAGGAAACGUGGAACUUAACUCUUCGGUAAACCU